AAAUUUAAUUCGAUCAAACUGGCGAUGGCGUCCACAACAAAACUAAGCGCCCAACAGCCGGGGGACAACGAGUUCGAGGCAAAGCGCCGGGAAGUGGUGGCUCAGGCCCAGAGCCUUCCUACAAACGACCAGGCUGCCGAGACUGGACACAAAUUCCGCCCUGGAGGCUCAAAUUAUCCUACCCUAUUUUCUCUCCUUUCUCCCUCGCCUGCUUCCCCUUCGCAUCUUCCUCCUCUUCCUCUUAUUACUUCAUUCGUCUUGUUUCUGUUCCUCAUCUCCUUCCACCUACUCCUCCUCUUCGGUCUGUCUCUCUAUCGUUUCUGCUACCGCACUGCCCCCUUCCUCUUUUUCCUCCCUCGCCGCCUCCCCCUCUGCUUUCUCCUCUUAAUGUUUCAUUCAUCUUGCUUCUGUUCACUGUCCGCUUCCAUCUACUACUGUUUUUCCAUCUGUCUCUCGUUUCUGCCAAAAGUACUAAUGACUUUCGCAAACGUUACGAAACAAUGGAUCAUAAUGGCCACCACGCCUACGUCUCUCGCUCUUGUUCGGUGUAAUAAGUAUGAUGACAUAAAACGCCUGUUGUUUCCAGACGCGCUUCUGCCCUGUAGCUCUGGUCUGCCCUCCGCCAUGGCGUGA
Molecule: messenger RNA, 633 nt
Organism: Dibothriocephalus latus
Lineage: Eukaryota; Metazoa; Platyhelminthes; Cestoda; Diphyllobothriidea; Diphyllobothriidae
Source: the annotation of a GenBank genome assembly